AUGACAACGAUCUUCGUCCAACUGCGCCGUGUGGUGUAUGUGUUGGUACUUCUGCAGCUAUGUGCUUGUGUGGUUUGCGCUGACGACACCGAGAAAAAAGAAGGUGAAAAACAUGCCGAAAAAAUCAAAGAGUGGUUGAAGAAAGUGGAUGAACAGGUACCAGGGGCAACGGCUUGUCAGAAAGUGGGAGAGCGAAACAAUGAGAAGUACGCGGAUGUAGCCACGAAUGUCUGGAAUAUUGCCAAAGAAGUGAAAGAGAGUGCCAACACGACGAGGGAUCUUGUGAAAAGAGUGGACGAGGGUGAUGAGGUUAAACGAAAGCUGAAUGAACAAGUGGGUGUGGUGAGCGAAAAAGUGAAGAAAAGCAAGGAAGUUAUUGCCACGGCACGAUCGGCACUUCAGGAGGCGAGGGUGUUGGUUGGUUGUACGGCUUUCCUUGGGAAUUUGCGGGAUCUGAGAUCGGAGAAAAGCAAGAACGAUCUGAAGUUCUAUACGGAUGAUCUGGAGGAGAAAAACAGGAAGUUCGACAGGUUGGAAUGGGGAGAUCUUAUUAACAGGACCAGAAAAACGGAAAGAGAGGUGGAUUUGCUCGUGCAAAACCUUACGUUCAGCUUGAAACGCAGUAGAGGUAUAUCCAACGAGGUGGCGCGAAGUUUGGGCGAUGCGUUGUCCGCAGCGGAGGAGGCGGUGCGACGGUUCGAGAACGUCAGGGAAAAGGUCAACAAGACACAUAGGGAUUAUGAUCAAAAAGUGGAGGAAAUAAAGAGCGAGAUGGUCACUGCGAUGCCGGUGAUUGGGGAUAAGAAGAUCACCAAAGCGGUCCCUUCAUUGAUUCCUGAGAAAGAAGGGGAGAACGCAACGAAGGAGGUGGGGUGGAAAGAAACAACAGAUGCGAAUGUUGGGGCGAGUCCGGUUACUGGGGCGCGCGUUCGGGAAUACCCGGACCAGGUGAACGCCAGUAAAAUUGUGAACGAAUUGAACCGGGUAUUGGAGGAGGAAAAAGAGAACUUGAAACAGAAAAAAAUGGAAGAGCAGAAAGCAUUUGAGGAAAAGAAAAAGGCAGAGAUAAGGCGGAAGGAAGAAGAGAGACGGGCCGAAGAGAAAGUAAGAAGGGCGAAAGAAGAGAAGGCAAGACAGGUGAGGGAAGAACAGGAGAAAAAGGCGAGGGAAGAGAAGGCAAGGAGGGAGAAGGCGGAGGCGGAGAAACUGGCCGAAGAAAAAAAAAGGAAACAAGAGAAACAGGCUGAAGAAGAAAAGGCACGAAAGGCAAAGGAAGGUGCGGAAAGGGCGAAAAAUGCCAAGAAUAAGAAAGACGGCAGUGUCCGUCUUGCAUUGAUGCACAGUCCCUUAUUGUUGCUUCUUCUAUGUUUGUUGGGUUGCACUCUCGUUUGCUGA
Trypanosoma theileri is the source of this 1395-nucleotide messenger RNA. RefSeq lists its product as uncharacterized. Lineage: Eukaryota; Euglenozoa; Kinetoplastea; Trypanosomatida; Trypanosomatidae. The transcript has a single exon. The record is from RefSeq and is a predicted model, not a curated record. Bases 1 to 1395 code for a protein of 464 amino acids.